Molecule: messenger RNA, 3482 nt
Organism: Pyricularia grisea
Lineage: Eukaryota; Fungi; Ascomycota; Sordariomycetes; Magnaporthales; Pyriculariaceae
Exons: 5
Coding region: 670-3396 (908 amino acids)
Biological process (GO): chloride transport; transmembrane transport
Cellular component (GO): membrane; Golgi apparatus; early endosome
Molecular function (GO): voltage-gated chloride channel activity
Source: RefSeq, a predicted model, not a curated record
GGCAAAAUGGAGCACCGGAACACAGCCAAGCCCCAACGUGAUCAUUGCCAACAGCCGAAACCGUCGAAUCCUGCUUCAAUCCAGACAGCUAUCCUUAUCCAUACAUACCUCAGGUAGGUAAGGUAGGUACCUUACCAUCCACCCCGUCUGAACCAUUGUAACAUACCAACCCUUACCAGUAGAUAUUCCCCGGACAUGGAUGAUAGACUGUGCGGCCCCAUCAUCAGACCGCAUUGCGUGCUCGCGCCUACUUCCCAGACCUCACAAUCUUGGACAUAGUUCAAUUCAAAACCAGUGUCUUUCCCCAUGUAACGGAACCACUGUCUCGAUGAUUUUAUUCGCUCGUCAGCCCCAUCCCUCAGCUCAGCUACCUUCCUAACACAACCAUUCUCCCGUCCCUUUCUCUCUAUAUCUCUACUUUAUAUGGAGUCUUGCUGCUAGUUGUCGUCGGUGGCUUGAGCUGCCAGAUUUUUACUUCUCCUUCUUAACCUCUAUCCCUCCUGCCUGCCUCCUGCACGCGUUGCAAGACAAGCUCUCUCCACGACAAGCUCCACGACAAGCUCCACGACAAGCUCCACGAACGAGCUUCAGUCACGACGCGAUAAUCCUCUCCCAAACGAUCGCGCGCAACCCGCCAUUCACUUUCACCUGGCAGACAACUCCUUCACCAUGUCUAGCCAAAGGGGGCGGCAAGAUGCCGAAGAGACGGGCCGCCGCACCAUCCGUCUGGAGAUCGAUAGGGACUUGGAAAUACAGCGGGCGACAAUGUCCCAACCCGCGUCGCCCACCUCGACUCGCCGACAGCGCAGGCACUAUCCAGGCAGCAAACAGCCCAGCAGGGGAACUUCAAUGUCUCGCCAGCCCGACGAGAGGUCACCGCUGCUGUCAGGCCCGCCUGCCCAGUAUUCGCACCUCCGACUACCCAGCUCCCACGGCACACCUCGAUCCCCCCACCUCUCUCGAGAGCAAAGCUACACUUUUACAACGCGGCAUCACCAGCGCGGCAACUCCUUUACAACACGACUCUUCCAUGCCCUGGCGGAUCGUCAAGACUCCAUGGCUGACUCCAAGGGCGCCAGCGGCGCAGACGACCGGGUAUGGUACGAUCAGUUCACGUCGACUGAUUGGGUACGCGACAACAUAGCAGACGCUUAUCGGGUGAAAGCUCUAAUGUCGCGGAAGGACUUUUGGGGGCGCAUAUAUGUUCUGUUUGAUGGUGCACAAGGCUGGAUCUUGAGUGCCGUGGUGGGCGUCACCGUGGCUAUACUGGCCUACAUAAUCAAUGUCAGCGAGGCGACGCUUUUCGACCUGAAAUACGGUUACUGUGCUCGUGCUUGGUACUUGUCUGAGAAGCAGUGCUGUCCUCACGGUGACUGCGUUGAUUUCAGAUUCUGGGACGACAUUAUGCAAGGCUAUCCGUUUGGCUACCUUGGAACCGACUAUGCACUCUACAUCUGUGCCGUAGUCUUUUUCGCCGUUCUUGCCUGUUUGCUCACGCUCCAGACAAAGACGGUUGUGCCCUCGGCAUACAGGCUCACGACACUGGAUGAAGACUUGGGUGUCGACCCGGCUCAUGCUUCCGAGCCACCUCACGACCCACAUGACGACAGCGGCAGCGCCAGUCUGACCCCGCCCCCGGCCUUGCCCAAGGAGAAGAAUCUGAACCCUCCCAUGAUCUACUACUCGGCUGCUGGCAGUGGUGUUGCCGAAGUUCGCGUUAUCCUGAGCGGGUUUGUUCUUCACGGGUUCUUGGGAGCUAAAACAUUACUAGUCAAGUCUGCUGGCCUUAUUCUCAGUGUGGCGUCAGGCUUGAGCUUGGGUAAAGAGGGUCCUUAUGUCCACAUAGCGAGUUGUGUGGGCAACAUCGCAUGUCGCCUCUUUGCAAAAUACGACUACAACGAUGCCAAGAGACGUGAGGUUCUGUCGGCGGCGGCAGCGGCAGGUGUUACAGUGGCAUUCGGUGCUCCCCUGAGUGGUGUUCUCUUUGGACUUGAGGAGGUGGCCUACUUCUUCCCAGCCAAGACGCUCUUCCGCACAUUCUUCUGCUGCAUAACUGCAGCACUCACCCUCAAGUUCCUGAACCCCUACGGCACCCACAAGAUUGUCAUGUUUCAAGUUCAUUACAAGCAAGACUGGGAGUAUUUUGAGAUCUUCAGCUUCAUUCUCAUUGGUGUCUUGGGUGGCGCCGCCGGUGCCAUGUUUAUCAAGGCUUCGCGUCGGUGGGCCCAGUCCUUCCGCCGAGUUCCAGUCAUCAAAAAGCACCCCUUACUCGAAGUCGUGCUAGUGGCAUUGAUCACAGGCCUGAUUGGCUACUGGAACGUGCUCACGAAGCUGCCUGUGGCCAAGCUUUUGUACAACCUCGCCGCGCCCUGUGAUGACACAGAUAACAACUUGGAGGAGCUCGGUAUCUGUCCCGACAACCGUGACGAUAUUGGAGCCACCAUCGCUACACUGUUCAGUGCAUUCUUGAUCAAGGGCUUCCUUACCAUCGUGACAUUUGGCAUUAAAGUUCCAGCAGGCAUCUACGUGCCGUCCAUGGUCGUCGGUGGCCUCAUGGGUCGAAUAAUUGGACAUUGCGUCCAGUGGUUUGUGCUCACUACCCACACUUGGAAAAUUUGGGGAACCUGCUCCCAGGUUGGCGAUGCGAGCUGCAUACAGCCGGGAGUCUAUGCACUGAUUGCCGCAGGUGCCACCAUGUGCGGUGUCACCCGUCUCUCAGUCACUCUCGCGGUAAUCCUGUUUGAGCUGACAGGCAGCCUGGACUAUGUGUUGCCUUUCUCCCUAUCUGUCCUGGUUGCUAAAUGGACGGCUGAUGCCAUUGAGCCUCUGAGUGUUUAUGACCUCUUGACCAACAUGAACUCAUACCCGUAUCUCAACAACAAGCACAAGCCCAUCUUCACAUCUGACCUUGGAGAUAUUGUUCCUCGCAUAAGGCGCGAGAGGAUUAUCGACAUAACAAACUCGCCGCUCGUCCCUGCCGUCAGCUUGCGCACCAAACUCAACGUGUUACACCAAAGGGGAGAGCUUGAUGGCGGGCUACCUAUCGUGCGCGAUGGGACACUUGUCGGGCUCAUCCCUGCGCCGGAUCUUGAGUUUGCUCUGGACAACCUCGAGGACGAGGAGUCAGCCAUGUGCUUGAUGGCAGACGUGCCAAGUGUUGAUGACGAUGAUGAUGGGGAGCCUGACCCCUCGGACUUGACACGUUUUAUAGAUCCGGCACCUGUUGCACUUGACAUCAGAUCACCCCUCGAUCUGGUAUAUGAGUGCUUCGUCAAGCUUGGCUUGAGGUAUAUUUGUGUGCUUCGCGAUGGCAAAUUUGCUGGAAUCGCACACAAGAAAACGUUUGUCAAAUAUAUACGCGACCUGGAGGAGCGUGAGGGUGCAACACCGAGGUAGCAGGACAGAACAUACAGAACAUUUCGGCAAUCUAGGGAUUUCUCAAGUUUUUAUUUUUAUUUUUCAAGAAAGCUUUAUUGCUUCAA